UGGCAGCCAGUGGGGUUGGGAAAGAUUGCAAAACUCAUAAAUGAAGGCAAGAUUGAUUCUCAUGAGCUAAUUACAAUGAAAACACUCAAGGAUACAGAAGCAAUAGGAAAACAAAUUAAAGAUGGAGUAAGAUUAAUGGGACGUGGUGCUGACCAGAUCAAGUGGCCAAUUCAUCUUGAGGUAUCAAGGGUCACUGUUAGGGCAAAGGCGGCGGUGGAAGCUGCAGGUGGGUCUGUGAGAAAAGUAUAUUACAACAAGUUGGGCUUCCGGGCAUUGCUUAAACCCGAGUGGUUUGAAAAGAAAGGCAGGUUGUUGCCGAAAGCAGCUAGACCUCCUCCAAAACAAAGGGAUAAAGUUGAUAGCAUCGGCCGCCUUCCAGCCCCAACCAAGCCCAUUCCAUUUUUUAUUGAAGAAAAAGAACCAGCCUCGGGUUCAUUGACUUGAUACACUAGUCCAAAUCAGCUUGUUUCUGUUCAGAAUUUCGCAUUCAUAUGAUGCAGCUCAUUCCCAUAUGAUUUUGCGUUUGCCAAGCUUCGGAACCUGUAGUGACUUACUUUAUCACGAGGGAAUGCUUUUUAAAGGCCCUUGUUAACGAGGAAAGCUUUUGCAAUGCUAUUGGAUCAGUCUCAUUUCUGUCAGAUUUGCAUUUCUAAUUGUUUUCUUUAUCUUCAAGAGGAUGAGGAUGGGGCUCUUUUUUUUUUUUUUGUUGAUCUUUCACUUUGCUAUGAGAUUGACCUCAGUUGGAGGUAAAAUAUAUUAUUUGAAUCAGUAAAUUUAAUGGUUAGUUGCACAAUUUGUAAUCUCGGACUUUGGAUUUUUGGUGAAUAAUGUGAGACUUCGAUAUUGGUAUGUUCUUAAACCCUAUUCUUUGAAUAAUUUGGAGCAUUGUCAACUUGAGUUGUGCAGAAUACACCCAACAGUGGUUG
Messenger RNA from Morus notabilis, 926 nucleotides. RefSeq names its product 54S ribosomal protein L10, mitochondrial. The record is from RefSeq and is a predicted model, not a curated record. Gene Ontology annotation, molecular function: structural constituent of ribosome. The annotation marks the transcript as partial. The transcript has 3 exons. Gene Ontology annotation, biological process: translation. Gene Ontology annotation, cellular component: mitochondrial large ribosomal subunit. Lineage: Eukaryota; Viridiplantae; Streptophyta; Magnoliopsida; Rosales; Moraceae.